Molecule: messenger RNA, 688 nt
Organism: Cylas formicarius (sweet potato weevil)
Lineage: Eukaryota; Metazoa; Arthropoda; Insecta; Coleoptera; Brentidae
Gene: Fis1
Product: mitochondrial fission 1 protein
Exons: 3
Coding region: 91-546 (151 amino acids)
Biological process (GO): mitochondrial fragmentation involved in apoptotic process; peroxisome fission; autophagy of mitochondrion
Cellular component (GO): mitochondrial outer membrane; peroxisomal membrane
Molecular function (GO): protein binding
Source: RefSeq, a predicted model, not a curated record
CUCAUAUCUAAAAAUUAUCAAUAAGAAACGAUCUGACAUUUCUUUAUUGAACAUUACGUUUAAAUACUUGCAAUGUUGCUUCUAUAAAUUAUGGCAGAUAUCUUAGCAGAAACUGUUGCUCCGGAAGAUUUAAAGAAGUUCGAAAAAAUUUACCACGAGCAGCUGUAUAGGAAUGAUGUGACUCCCAAGGCACAAUUCGAAUAUGCGUGGUGCCUAGUUAGAAGUAAAUAUCCAAGUGACAUUCAAAAAGGAAUUGUUUUGUUGGAAGAACUCUACAGGAACAAUGAAGAUGGCCAGAGAGAUUAUCUGUAUUACUUGGCGAUUGGUGUGGCUAGAACAAAAGAAUAUUCCAAAGCACUAAAUUAUGUUCGGUCCUUUUUGAGUAUAGAGCCAGGCAAUCAGCAAGUAAUCAAUUUAGAACAGGCAAUUAAGAAAAAGAUGGAAAAGGAAGGAAUGGUUGGAAUGGCAGUGGCAGGUGGCGUUUUGGUAGCAGUGGGUGCCAUAGUUGGAGUAGGAAUGGCCAUCGCAAAUAAAUCCAAGUCAUAAAUAUUGGUUGAGUCAGGUGAAUUUUGAAAUUUUGCUUAUUUUGUACAAUGUAUAUGUUUUCAUUUUCUAAUUUAUUUUAGUUGAUAUUGUCAUGCAAGUGAUUAUAUAUUUUAUAUCUAAGUAAAAUGUAUUUGUUGUGUUA